CUGCAUGGGCACAAGCUCCAAGAACCCCACACAACAUCAACAUGAAAACCGGUGUGGAGCGCCUGUUUGACGAACUCGGCCACUUUAAAAGGUUUCAGGCCUGUCUCUACUUUGCUGCAGUUUUCCAAGCCAUUUCUUGUGGAAUUCACUACCUGGCCUCUGUUUUCUUAGUGGACACACCAAAGUUUCUUUGCAAUGCUCCAUUGAACAUCACCAAUGUCCUCUACAAGAACCACUCAGCAAACUCACUGGAGGAGAUCUGGCCAUUUUACACUCCUGGACACGGGCCAGUGGUGGUCCGGACAGUUAACGGAGAGCAGUGGGAACUUGGACCGUGUCGCAAAAUGCUGCGCCACUUUACCCAAGACUUUCAGUAUGAGUUUGUUGGCAAUAAAUCUGUGGAGUCAUGCAGGGGAUAUGUGUUUGAUCAUAGCCAGGUAGAGCAGAGCAUUGUCACAGAAUGGGACCUGGUGUGUGAGAAGGAAUGGCUUGCCAAGAUUACACAGCCCACCUUUAUGAUGGGAGUCUUGAUCGGGGCACUGCUGUUUGGAGACAUGGCUGAUAGAAUCGGCAGACGCCCCAUUCUGAUGGCUACGAGUGUGUGCCAGUUUGUAUUUGGCAUCACUGUGGCAUUUACAGGAAACUAUUACAUUUUCAUAUUGAUGCGCUUUCUGCUUGCUAUGGUGUCAAGCGGAUAUCUUGUCGUGGUGUUUGUGUACGUUACCGAGUUCACAGGCAGCAAAGUUCGGACGUGGACAUCCAUGCACGUGCAUGCAGCAUUCGCGAUCGGCGUAAUGGUAGUAGCCCUGGUGGGUUACCUCGUCCGAGUCUGGUGGCUUUACCAGAUCAUCCUAACCCUCAGCACCUCACCUUUUCUGCUGUAUUGCUGGACGUUUCCCGAGACACCAUUCUUUCUGAUGGCCAAAGGACGACACCAGGAAAUGCAGGAGCUCCUGAAUACCAUGGCUCAAUGGAACGGAGUGGAGCCCCGACUGAAGGUGUUAGAGCUAAUAGAGGAAAAUGCACUUUUGAAGGACAGGCAGCAAAAUGACAGCAAGCUGACGGAACCAGAGAAGAAGCUGAGCAUCCUGAACAUGUUUGGUAGCUGGAAGAUGGCAGGACGCAGCGCCACAUGUUGGGCAAUCUGGUUCAUCGGCUCGCUGGGUUACUAUGUGUUCAGUCUGGGCUCUGUCAACCUGGGAGGAAACCAGUACAUCAACCUCUUCGUGGCUGGUGCUGUUGAACUGCCAUCCUAUUUAAUUGGCUGCUAUGCAAUGGACCGGGUCGGGAGGAAGAUGACAUGUGCUCCAUCGCUGAUGCUGAGUGGAGUUGCCUGUAUGCUCAUCAUUGCAGUGCCUCAGGACUUUGAGAUUUUGGCUGUCAUCUUGAGCAUGACGGGGAAGUUUGCCAUCGCCAUCGCAUUUGGCCUCAUUUACCUGUACACGUGUGAGCUCUAUCCAACAAUCAUCAGGUCACUUGCAGUUGGAAGUGGUAGUAUGUCAUGUCGUAUUGGAAGUGUGGUGGCUCCAUUCUGUGUUUACCUUGCAGAUGUCUGGACCUACCUGCCUCAGCUCAUCGUGGGUAUCCUGUCUUUCAUUAUUGGAGUUUUGUGCCUCUUCCUGCCAGAGACACUGGGGGAACCACUCACCUCCACAUUGGAGGAUGCAGAAGCUCUGGGCACAAAGACAAGCAAGAAAACAACAAGCGAGAAUGACAUACACAUGAACCCGGCUGACAACAAAGCCUGAGUCAGAAGAGGCAGAAUGAAUCUCUACAGCUUGUGAUCACUUGCUGCACAAUUCUUCAUAACUCCAUAUAGACUUGGGGAUUUUUUUUUUAGCAAUAGAUGACAAAAACGCAUCAAAAGCAUCAACGGUGGUAACAAAAGUAUAAAUGGAGGACUUGUUGACUGGAGUGUGAAGCACGUUAAUGCUUCAUGUUCUGAAGUUUAAACUUCAAGACUGGUCUGUCAUGAAGAAUCUGAUAUUUUUGUCAUUUUUUAUGGGUCCAGGUUCUUUUUUCCGUUCUUCUUUGUCUUCAGUACUAAAAGAAACAGGUGGCCAAGGAUGUAAGAAAACUGUAAUCUGUAGAGUUCGGUAAGAUGAUCUGCUGCUCAGUUUUAUUUAGUUUUUUUUUACAAUUGAACAACGUGUGUUUUUGUUGUAUUUAUUGUAGGUGCUACAAGAGAAAGUGGGAAGUAACCCCAUUGUUUAAGAUACAAGUGAAGUGUAUAACGUAUAUUUUAUAUUAGACUACGCACAACACUGUUCCAGUUUCAUACACUGGAGCUGAAAAGUCUACAGUCAACUGACCGUGUGAGAGAUGAGUGAUAUUUUGUAAAGUCAUGUAUUUAUGUGACUAAGACUGUACGUGAAAUAGGUUUUUUAUUUUGAAUGUGUAUAGAGUGCAAUCAAAUAAGCGAUUUCUUUCUGCAAACAAACUUAACUUCACUGCCUUGCACAUGCCCUGGAUGGACCAAAGAGUCUGUGACUGGACUAAGGUGCAUAAAGGUUUGCACAUCCUUCAGUUUUCAUACCAGCCGUUGUUUAAAGAAUAUCACUGGCAUUUUUGUUCAAUUUAAACACCAUGUAGUAUUGAUGCACAUGUAUUUUAGUACUGCUGGCUUUUCCAGGUGUUUCCUCGAUACAAUGAUAUAAUUACAGGAAUUGUAGGAUUGUUUAUUGUUUGUCUUUUAUUAUAUGGUUAUGUAAUAUGACAACGGUGAUACAUUUAGCUAGGAAAUGCUAUACAAGGAUGAGAAAACAGGGUUAUUUCACUGCUCUUGCUCAGGCCUGCUCACAGCUUUGCUGAUAGAGGGAAUGUGUGCUUGUCUUUGUGGUAUCAAUGCAGAUGCAAUGGCAAUAGUAGUAGUGUUAAUAGCAUGGGGAAGUGGUUGCUCAAGUAGUUAAGGCUCUGGAUUACUGAUCAGAAGGUCGGGGUUCAAGGCCCAGAAUUGCAAAGCUGCUGCUCUUGGGCCCUUGAGUAAGGCCCUAAACCCUCUGUACUCAAAGGGUGCUAUAUCAUGGCUGACCACAGCUUCCUAACAUCACUGGGAUCAGCCAAGACAUAAUUGCACUGUACUUAUUUUCUUACCUGCUCCAAUUUAAAUGAGCGUGACUAUUGCUUAUAAUAUAACAAUUGUACAGGUUGCAUGAUUUUUUCCCCCUUCAAUUGAACUAGGAGACCCAAGCAUGUGCACCUGGGCCCCUGUGCCCUAUGUGGAAGAUCUCGAGUGGCCUGCUAUAGAACUCAAACCCUACUCUACACCUUAGCGAUGAAUUGGAAAGCCACUCUCCUCACUUUACACACAUACAUAAUCUUAAAAUCAUAUAUUCUCAAUGAUAAAAAUCAGCACAAUUUAUUUUUCCAUAUACUGUUUAUGUCUCUGUGGUUGCCAGAUAUCUUCACUACUGUAUCUGGACCACAUGUUUAAGUUACUCUGUGACCAGAAAGCUUUGAGCUGUUUUUGGUCCCUUUUUUCUUAUUUCAGCGUAAUUUGAACAUCCAGCAUGAUCUGUCUAACAUUUUAGUGCCAGACUCCAUGUUGGCAGCUAACAUAUGAUGACACACAGCAUCCAAAUAUUUGUUUUCUUUCCUUUUAGAUAUAUCUUUUAGUUUUAGUCAUUAAAGAGUACUUUGUUGUGAUUGGAACACUUUUUAUGGAAGUCCUCCAGUAUUAGAAGCCACAGCUAUUUGUGUGUAUACUCAAGAUUAUGGAAUCUUAAUUAUACACACCAAACUGGAAGCUGUUAUACUAGCCAGUUUGAGGACAGAAGUACUCCUUAAUGGAAUUUAACCACUAAAAAAGCCAACCUUUUUUGGAAACUCGUUUUUUUCCUGGGUCAAUAACAUCAUUGGUAUCUGAAAUUUCGCCUGUUAAGUACUCCUAGCUUUGUACUGAUUCCCCUUGAAAUCCCAAGGAAGCCAUCUUGCUUUCUGAGCAGUUUUUCAUGUCCUUGUGGUAAAUAGAGCAUUCAUUUAAUAACCUGCCCAACAACAUUUCCACAGCUGUCUCCUGGCUGUCUACCAGAACUGACCUAAUUCUCUUCACAUACUCAAGGAAUCCCUUUCCAAGCCAUUUGGGCAACAAAGUAACAUUUUCCAAACAGGUCUGAAAGUCUGAAUGUGUGGCUGAAUGUUGAUUUGUAGCUCUCAGGAUAUUUCUAAAAAAUGUAAGAUCCCUGCUGCUUGCCUGGUGGAUCUUGUAAAAUUGCACGAGUUUGAUUGGCUGAUUGCUGAUAGCUGUGCGACAGAAUAGCAAAACUAUACAAAUGGCUACUGAGCACAACAAAUCAUGAAAACGUCCUGACAGCUUGAUCGCACCAUUUACAAAUCAGGUUUAAGCUGUUAUUAGCUCUUCAUUUGGGAAAACAGCAUGUGGUUACUACCCUGAGGUUAAACAAUGGUUUAAACAAUCAAGAUACAAUGUUAAAUGCUAAAAUGAACCACAUCAAAGCUUUAAAACUAUACAUCUAAAAUCUUGAGGAUUCAUAAUCUAAGCACUUACAUCCAUUGUCUUUAGAAUUAUAAAAGGUGGACUGGAAGCAAUAAAAGUGUUGAAGGAUACUAAUUUCCAGACUAAAUGCCAGAGGUAAUGACGAAAGCCAUCAUAUCAGAAUUCACAUAUGCAUAGGAGAGAAUGCGGAUCAAGUCUUGUCUCUAAUAGGUCAAUAGUCGGGGGCAAAUUUUUUAUGGCAAGUAUUCUCUUGCUUGGUUGGAAUGAAAUCUUGGAGCCGCACAAGCCCAUUUUGGAUAAGACUGAAGACCCAUGAUUGUUGGUGCACCAUUCGGCAGAACAAAUGUCCUGAUUGCUAAGCACCUGUCUGAGUCAGUAGUACUGACAAGAACAUGUGCUGUAAAGUAUAGACCCAAGGAACAUUUCUGUAGUCAAGCAUAAGCAAGAAGACUUUAUAAGAUUUUAUGGAAAAACCCCAAACAGUAAAUGAAAGAUGUAGAACUGAGACAAAAAAAAAUUCAGUGUGUAGCCUAUGCUCUGGGCAAAUGCAAUUAUACAAUAGAGGCACUGUGCAAGCCUGUGCCAGGGUAUUGGCUAAUUCUCAGGGAGGUGUGUCAGAUUAUUUGGAACAUCAUCAUGCAGAGUAGAAAUUGAUCUGUUUGUGAAGAGAUAGACUGCUCCGUGUUUAGUUCGGUUCACGGUCAGGGCAGAGACUAAGGUGUUUUGGAAGGACGCAUUGAUGUACCACUGGCUAGCAUGCGUGUACAUAGCAGUACUGCCUGGGCACCAGGAACAGAUUUUUUUUUUGUUGGGUGUGAAAGUUUUUACAGUAAAUCUGCCAAACAUUUUCAAAGGCCAAACAGUUAUGCAUUAGUAAAGGUGUUGUCAUUCACAAAUGCAAAGAAGAAGGUAUGCGUGAACAUGAUCCAGUAACGCUGCCAAUCUCUCUGGGUCAAAGGUCAUUUAAAACGUACCGAGUAAUAGUGGAUUCUUACGUUUUUUUUGGAGACCAUAGACACCACAUUCUCCAGAGUUAAGAGCAAAGUUACCAUCUGGCUUGUUAUCAAUGCUUAGAUCAUAAAGCUCUGCUCUGAUAGUAUGGAAGUGCAUAUUAGUGCCUGUGGAAUGGACAGCUUGCACAUAUGGAAAGGCUCCAUUAAUGCUGGGCAGUUUAUACCGGUUUUAGAGCAAAAAUGCUUCUAUUUAGAAAAGGUUUUUCUAGGGAAGGCCUUGUAUAUUUGAGCAACACAAUUCUAAUUGCAUUAAUUGCAAUAUCAUGACUUCAUAGUUUAGUGUAUCAUGAAAAAAAAAAAUACAACAAAGGACACCCAGAACUGUUGAGCAGACAGAAUCCUGUAUAAGACACAUAUGGGACAACAUUCCUCUCCCAAAAUCCAGAACUGGUCUCCUCAGUUUCCAGAUGUAUGGACAGAGGACGUGCUGCUACACCGUGGUAACAUGGCCCUGCUUUAACUUUUUUGAGAUGUGUUGCAGCCAAAUUUAA
Silurus meridionalis is the source of this 5960-nucleotide messenger RNA. It is a transcript of the gene slc22a16, whose product is annotated as solute carrier family 22 member 16. The record is from RefSeq and is a predicted model, not a curated record. Gene Ontology annotation, cellular component: membrane. Gene Ontology annotation, biological process: transmembrane transport. The transcript is spliced from 9 exons. NCBI's taxonomy places the organism in Eukaryota, Metazoa, Chordata, Actinopteri, Siluriformes, Siluridae. Bases 42 to 1748 code for a protein of 568 amino acids.